Molecule: messenger RNA, 2539 nt
Organism: Exaiptasia diaphana
Lineage: Eukaryota; Metazoa; Cnidaria; Anthozoa; Actiniaria; Aiptasiidae
Product: glycine receptor subunit alphaZ1
Exons: 9
Coding region: 74-1477 (467 amino acids)
Biological process (GO): nervous system process; signal transduction; chemical synaptic transmission
Cellular component (GO): synapse; neuron projection; membrane
Molecular function (GO): extracellular ligand-gated monoatomic ion channel activity; transmembrane signaling receptor activity; neurotransmitter receptor activity
Source: RefSeq, a predicted model, not a curated record
GGUGCUCACACUUUGAGUGACCGCUCCCAUUCCAUGAUAGAUAGUUUACAUUGGAAAGCCAUCCAGAAAAAACAUGGGUUUUUCAUCGAUAUUUUUCGUAACUGUGAUCGUUUUAUCUGCCGCUAUGCAAACAUAUGCAGUUGUUGGAAGUAACAGCUCUGGCGUCGCCAAACAGCCAGCUACAACGGUGGGACCUUCUCCCAUCCCAAAUGUGACCUCGUCAAGACCAGAAAAUUUCACCGAAAUCAUCAAAUCACUUCUUACUGGCUAUGACAAGCGCCUACGACCAAAUUUUGGAGGGGUACCUGUGAAYGUGACAAUWACAACUUUUAUUGAAUUCAUUGGGGACAUUGACGAGAUCAAUAUGGAAUUCACCACGAUUCUGUAUUUCCGUCAAUACUGGRUGGACCCUAGRCUYGCCUUCAAAGGAAAGAGUUCCUACAACAAGAGGCUCGCAUUCAAUCCCGAGAUGCUCUCGCACAUWUGGGUUCCWGAUACUCAUUUUCCAGGAAUCAAGGAAGGCGAAAAACACGCUAUAACUGCAACCAAUGAAGUCAUCAGGAUUUAUCCCAAUGGCUCAGUUCUUUAUAGCAUGAGGCUUAAAAUUACCUCCCAAUGUGCAAUGGAUCUUCGUAAAUUUCCAAUGGACAGUCAGAAAUGCCAACUAAAGAUGGAAGCAUUUAGUUACGAUGAGCAAGAGAUGACUCUAUCUUGGCAUCACUUGAAUCCAGUUGUCGUUGCUGAGGGAAUCGAGAUCCCUAGUUACAGCCUGAACGAUGUAAAGUGGUUCACUGAUAAAGAAGAAUUCACAACAGGAACAUACUCGCUUUUGACCAUUCAAUUUGAACUGGACCGACGACUUGGAUUCCACAUGAUACAGAUAUACCUUCCAUCUUACUUGAUAGUGAUCCUUGCCUGGGUCAGUUUCUGGGUUGAUCGCGAACAGACCGCCGCCAGGAUCGCUAUGGGUAUCACCACCGUCCUCACCAUGGCAACACUGAUUGGCAGUGCCCGUGUAUCGUUGCCCAAGGUGUCUUACAUCAAGUCUCUUGARUGGUUCUUAGUMAUGUGCUUCUUGUUYGUSUUYUCGGCCAUUCUUGAGUACUCGUUCGUGUCGUACCUCGUGUUCAGACAGAGAAUCAAGCACCGCGAAGAUUACGUCCGUGAGGUACAGCGUUCUCGAGAGAUUCUUGGCCAACCAGCAGAAGGCGAAGCCCUACUCGAAGGGGAGCACGACGAUAGCCAAGAGCCUGGUCAGGACGCUGUUUGGGUACCAACCAAGAAACAAGUCGAGACGGUCCUCACCAAGACGGGCGUGGCACCCACUAAAGUKACCAUGCCAACCCAGCGAGAGGAAACGCACAUCAUUAACAUGAUCAAUAAGGUUGAAAAUAUUUGGCGUGUUGCAUUUCCCUUGGCGUUCAUCUUUCUGAACGUYAUCUACUGGGUUUACUACCUCGCCCUCGCUGAGGAUUGAGCUUAAGCAGAYGUAGUUCUUAAAUUAAAUGCUUGCUUCAUACAUUUAACUAGAAGUUUUAAUAGGAGAGCGCUGAGCGACUUAAUGUUCGAAGAUUCAAAAGAUUACACAUUUAGGUAUGAGCUUCUGACGAAUACGUUUGUCGUUCAUAUAACUAUUUCAAGAUUGUUGACAAUGAAAACCGAAUUUUAAUUCUUAAAAGACACAUUAGAUGUUUGAGAGUUGUCAAAUUUGCGAAAGCAACGUGUCAAGCAAAUCCUAUUUUCAACAUUCUGGUUUCCAAAUUUUAGCGGAAAAAAUCAAGUUUACAAUCUGAUUUAUGGCAAUGCCAUAUAACUAAGGUUAAAAAAAAAACACCAAAACCUCUUUCCAAACGUCAACUUAAACGUAUCCCACACCCCUUCCCAAUUUAAACGUUACCCAAACGUCUGCCGAACCUCUCCGACACAUUCCCCAAUCAACCUCUACCGUACCUAAUCUCUCCGACACAUUCCCGAAUUAACCUCUACCAUACCAAACCUCUCCGACACAUUCCCCAAACCUCUACCAAACGUUUCGCAAACUACUCCAAAAUCAAGUCCAGAUCAAGUAUUUUUCAUUAUCAACAUUACUUGAAAUAGAUUCAUUCAUUAAAAUACUUCAAGGUCAGUGUAUGAAGCGAAAGUUUAGGAGCAAUAAUAAUAUUAAGCCAUUUUUUCAUCGGUCAUUGUAAGUUGGUCGGUAGACGAACGUAUAGUUAGACUAGAGCACUAGUUUWAGCUUUUCAAAUUAACUACCGAAGUUGAUCGAAGGUAAGAGAAAUCAUUUGCUUAGCCAUCAUCUUUUUUAAUUAAUACAUCAAAUAAUUAGACCAACAAAACUUGAUGGCGUUGUCUAAUUCAUAUUAAUCAYUAAUUAGAUCAAUAAUUUAAUAUUUAUCAGUAUUUAUAUAUCAAUAAUUUGACAUUAAUCAUCAAUUAGAUUCAUAAUUUAGCAUUUACCAUCAAUUAGACCAAUAAUUCAAUAUUAACCAUUAAAUAAAUCAAUAAUUUAAUACUAAUCAUCAAAUACAUUAAUAGUCUA